UAUUAGGAUGUCAUUCAGUGCAUUUGUGCAAAGUGCAUGAGAUGGAGUGCGAUGUGGAGCGCAUGAGUAGAAAAGCGUAUUCGGUUUUCUGCUGAAAAAGACGGAAUGCGGAUCGACCCGCACUAUGCUAAAUGAGGUUGCUGUCGUGAUAAAAAAUCGUUAGCUUCGAUGGACUCGGCUAAGAAGCCGGAGUCGAAGAGAUCUUACAUCUUAAUCGAUGGUAAUUACGAGCGAAAUUCGAAGAACAUGGUGAUCACGCACACCAAAAGCCACCCGAGUGGCCGAUCGUCGAGCUGUUUACGCAAGUAUCGGCUGCUCUUCGCCUUCGGUAUUACCGUAUUGUGUGUUCAGAUCUACCUACACACAUUUUUUGUUCUGGAUAAUGACGAAAGCAAAUCCAAUCGACUGUCGUCCGGAGAGGGCGGUUCUUCUCAACCUGAAGAAGAUGAAGGCUUGCCAAAAGGUUUACGUCAACUAAAACUUCCACCCGAUAAGCAGACAAACUUAAAUAAGCAAACACUGCAAUCUCAACUAAGAAAUCGCACCGCCAAAAUAAAACUAGAUCGUAAAUCAUUAAAUUUUACACCCAUGUGUGAAGUUAUGGUCAAAGAGGCAGUGAGUGCUGUAACGCGUGCUCAGAGUCAAGCAUGCAAGCAACGCAUUGUCAAUGUGACGUGCCUUAACCAGCAGGGUUUAUUGUACCCAGAAAGAGUACAAUCUUUGUGUCCUCAUUCUCCAGGUUUUACAGGCAUGCCGACCAACUUAGGCUGCUUUAAAGAUGAUAAGACAUUGAGAGUGCUUUCUGGUUAUUAUCAUGUCUUUAAAGGGAACAAUACGCCUGAGCGUUGCGCUUAUAUGUGUCUUCAAUCGGGAUUUCCGUAUGCUGGUACAGAGUACUCGAUGGAAUGUUUUUGUGGAAUGGAAGAACCACUACAAACAAAACGAUUACCAGAUUCUAGUUGUAACAUGAAGUGUUCCGGCAAUCCGAAACAGACAUGCGGUGGUUAUUUAACGAUUAAUAUAUACUGGACUGGAAUUCAAAAAUUUAAAGCUCAAGAGCCAAGAAAUUCGAGUUUAAAAAAUGAACUUGAGCGACCCGUACGAAUAGCCUAUCUGCUGACUGUGAAUGGUAGAGCGAGUCGGCAAGUGAAGCGACUUAUCAGUAUUUUAUAUCAUUCGUCGCAUUUAUUUUAUAUUCACGUUGAUGCGAGACAAGAUUAUUUAUACCGCGAAAUGUUGGAGGUGGAGAAAUCCUGUAAAUUAAAAAAUAUCAAAGUAGCAAGAGGUGAAGGGUUGCGGCAUGCGAGUAUUUGGGGAGGUGCGAGUCUUUUGACGACAUUUUUGAAAUCUGCGCAACAGAUGCUCGCUUAUCAUCACCAUUGGGAUUUUCUUGUAAAUUUAUCGGAGUCCGAUUUUCCUUUGAAAAGCAACAAUCAACUAGUUGAGUUCCUGAGUUGGAACAAAGGCAUGAACUUCGCAAAGUCACAUGGAAGAGAAGUUCAGCGUUUCAUAGCAAAACAAGGUCUAGAUAAGACUUUCGUUGAAUGCGAGGCACGCAUGUGGCGAAUCGGUGAUCGCAAAUUACCAGAUGGUAUUCAAAUCGACGGUGGUAGCGAUUGGUUUGCUCUGAGUCGAGAUUUUGUCGAGUAUGUUGCCGAUGCGAAUCCCGAUUCACUGGUAACUAAUUUGUCGAAAUUGUUCAAAUACACUUUACUGCCAGCUGAAUCGUUUUUUCAUACUAUUUUGAGAAAUUCGCGAUUCUGCAACACUUACAUAGAUAAUAAUCUGCACAUGACUAACUGGAAGAGGAAAUUGGGCUGCAAGUGUCAAUAUAAGGCCGUUGUUGAUUGGUGUGGGUGCAGUCCAAAUGACUUUAAGCUCGAGGACUUUAACCGGUUACGAAACACUGUGGAUCGCAAUAUAUUCUUUGCUCGUAAAUUUGAACCUGUUAUCGAUCAUCGAAUUAUAGACCGCGUAGAGGAAUGGCUGUACCCCGACAGAGCGAAUAAAACGAUCAAAGUGAGGGGCUACGAUGCAUACUGGCAAAGUCUGUAUCAUCACGCGGACUUGAGCCCGUUACCGGAUGAUGCAUUACUAACACUUUCGUAUUCUUUGGCGAGACUGGUUUACCAUAAAUUAAAGAUGAGUUACAGGAAUAUCCAUUUAUUGGAAAAUACUGUAUAUUUUCGCGAGAAUCGAUUCAUCGGUAUAUUGAUUCUCGCGGAAAGUAGAGACGAAUUUUCCGAUGUGUCCGCACUAACUAAUAAUCAUGGAAGACGCGUGGAAGCUUCAAUUUCUAUGCGAUAUAACUUUUCCGCCAAUAGAUCAUGGUCGGGAUUAUGGUUUGGAAAAAUACGAAAUCUCUCUGUGAAUACGGAUUAUGAUCAAAAAGAACAAACGUUUAGGAACUUGAUGGGUAGCAUAGGACCGUAUUCGAGUCCAAUAUUGGCUUACGAGUUUGAUGCUGGUAUAACAGUGCCACAAAAUAUAUCAGUUUUAUGGAUUGAUCCGCAUGGCCGCCUUGCUGAUGUGAAUCAUAUAUUGCUAGAGGAGUUGGCUUUGGUAGGACAUAUUAAGCCACAGCUGAAUGAACAAUUGGUCGUUGGUACCUGGCGAUUGUUGUUAGUUGCUGACACUCAACUAAUAGCAAAACUAAAAUUUCUAGUGAUUCCAUUGACUUAUUGGAAGAACAAGAAGAUAGAGUCCGAAAAGGCCAGGGAGAUAAUAGAUGGUCCAAGCACCGUUUACCAUGUUACUGAAGAAAUGAACAAAAGUUGGUCAAAGUUAGUGCAAUCCGCAAUGGCGAAUGAGCAGAUAACACAAAGUCAAAACAGGAUCGGUAAAGACCUUGAGGAUUGGUUGGACAAAUUAGUAUACGAGCACUACAAAAUCAAUGAAAUAUGUGAUGCUGACAAUGAAAUUCGGACUGAAUCCAAGUUACAAAAGUGUAUCGAUACUCAUUGGAGCUCUUUGAGCCCUGAUUCAAAGGCUGAUACCAGUAACCUAUGUCAAAACUAUUAAUUAACUAUUUUACCAACUAUGUGCCAUUUUCGCCGUUUUGAAACUUAUUGUACGUGUGUAUAAAAAUUACAAAACGUCUUUAGAUAUUUUUAUAACAAUUAAAUUGUACAUAUACUUGUGGUAUUUAUAAG
Molecule: messenger RNA, 3152 nt
Organism: Linepithema humile (Argentine ant)
Lineage: Eukaryota; Metazoa; Arthropoda; Insecta; Hymenoptera; Formicidae
Gene: oxt
Product: Xylosyltransferase oxt
Biological process (GO): chondroitin sulfate proteoglycan biosynthetic process; heparan sulfate proteoglycan biosynthetic process
Cellular component (GO): membrane
Molecular function (GO): protein xylosyltransferase activity
Source: RefSeq, a predicted model, not a curated record